Molecule: messenger RNA, 1078 nt
Organism: Xiphophorus maculatus (southern platyfish)
Lineage: Eukaryota; Metazoa; Chordata; Actinopteri; Cyprinodontiformes; Poeciliidae
Gene: nkx2.2a
Product: homeobox protein Nkx-2.2a
Exons: 3
Coding region: 178-1023 (281 amino acids)
Biological process (GO): regulation of transcription by RNA polymerase II; cell differentiation
Cellular component (GO): nucleus
Molecular function (GO): RNA polymerase II cis-regulatory region sequence-specific DNA binding; DNA-binding transcription factor activity, RNA polymerase II-specific
Source: RefSeq, a predicted model, not a curated record
CACUCCUGACUCCCAUUUGGAGAUAUUUCAUUAACUCUGCUGCGCUGUCCUAACGCUGCCAACACAGAGACACCUUCCAGUAUAGUUUUUUUUUUUCUAUUCUCACAACAGCGGAUUGUUACGAAAAAAAGCUGCUGCAAGCAACUUUUCCCUGCAUAUUUCCCCCCCUACCAGAAUAUGUCGUUGACCAACACAAAGACGGGCUUUUCUGUAAAGGACAUUUUGGACCUUCCUGACACGAAUGACGAGGACGGAUCUAUCACCGGAGCGGAAGAAGACACGGAGGGAUCAGAGACCGCAUCCACGACGAAAAACGGUGGAGUUUUGGUGCAAAGUCCUCUAGAAAAUGUUCAAAAUCUACCUUUAAAGAACCCCUUUUAUGACAGUACUGACAAUCCCUACACACGAUGGCUUGCUACUACGGACAGUAUUCAAUAUUCAUUGUUUCUCCCGUUUCUUGUCGCAGUGCACGGUUUGUCCGCCAGCUCUCAGGACUCGGCCAAGUCUCCGGAGCCGUCUGCGGACGACGAAUCCCCCGACAACGACAAGGAGACGUCCAGCAGCGGCGGCAGCGACUCGGGCAAGAAGCGGAAAAGGAGGGUGCUGUUCUCCAAGGCGCAAACCUAUGAGUUGGAGCGCCGCUUCAGGCAACAGAGGUACCUGUCCGCCCCAGAGAGGGAGCACUUGGCCAGCCUCAUCCGUCUCACCCCGACCCAGGUGAAGAUCUGGUUCCAGAACCACCGGUAUAAGAUGAAGAGAGCCCGGGCCGAGAAAGGUAUGGAAGUGACCCAUCUCCCUUCUCCUCGGCGGGUGGCCGUGCCCGUCUUAGUCAGGGAUGGGAAGCCUUGUCACACUCUUAAAGCUCAGGACUUGGCGGCCACUUUUCAGGCCGGGAUUCCCUUCUCGGCGUAUAGCGCUCAGUCGCUCCAACACAUGCAGUAUAACGCGCAGUACGGCGCCGCGGCCACGCCGCAGUUCCCCACAGCACAUCACUUGGUGCAAACGCAACAGUGGACUUGGUGAGAAAAAUUAUAGAGACUUGGUUUGGAGGGUGGGCUGUAGGGUGUUUCACCGCAAA